Molecule: messenger RNA, 735 nt
Organism: Eruca vesicaria subsp. sativa (arugula)
Lineage: Eukaryota; Viridiplantae; Streptophyta; Magnoliopsida; Brassicales; Brassicaceae
Source: the annotation of a GenBank genome assembly
AUGCUUAUGGUUUCUGAUGAUGUUCGUACGCCAGUAAGAUAUGGCACCAGCAUAAACCAUGCAACAGACAGAGUUCAUUACUGGAGAGACUUCAUCAAACAUUACUCCCAUCCUCUCUCAAAAUGGAUAGAUCUGUGGCCAUCAAACCCUCCAUGCUACAAGGAAUCAGUGGGGAAAUACGCAGAAGCAACGCAUGUGCUACAUAACCAGCUAAUGGAAGCUAUCUCAGAAAGUCUAGGACUAGAGAAACGUUACUUACAAGAAGAAAUCGAAGAAGGGUCACAAGUCAUGGCAGUGAACUGCUAUCCAGCGUGUCCAGAGCCAGAGAUAGCCUUGGGGAUGCCACCACACUCAGACUUUAGCUCACUGACCAUCUUACUCCAGAGCAGCCAAGGGCUUCAGAUAAAGGACAGAAACAACAACUGGAUCUGUGUGCCGUACAUCGAAGGAGCUUUGAUAGUGCAGCUGGGAGAUCAAGUAGAAGUGAUGAGCAAUGGCAUAUACAAGAGCGUGGUUCAUCGAGUAACAGUGAACAAAGAAGUUAAUCGCAUCUCUUUUGCUAGUCUUCACAGCUUGCCUAUGAACAAGAAGAUAAGUCCAGCACCUAAGCUCGUGAAUGAAGACAAACAAGCUGCUUAUGGAGAUUUCAGCUUUAAUGAUUUUCUUGAGUAUAUAUCAAGAAACGAUCUCACAAAGCAAAGAUUCAUUGAAACAGUCAAGAAGAACAAGUUCUGA